ACCAGUAUUCUAUGGCAAAUAGUUUAACGAUAUUGGGCAGGAUUUAUUUGGCUUUUCAUCGAUACUGAUUCGAGUGAAUUUUUUUUCUCCCUGUAUCUGUAUUGUAGUAUUACAUGUAUAAUAAUAAGGACACUAUGCUCUUUUGUUCCAUGCUUCUGUAGUAAAUGUUCCCCAAGAAAUAUUUUAAUGGGAUCAAAAGGCACGAGAGCGUUACACGGAAUACGCCAAGAGGGGAACACAGACGGUCCAUCACGCCAGGGGGAUGAUUGUAGGAUGUGCUGGGGCGGGGAAAAACACGCUACUUCAACGUUUACUUAAACAAAGUGAAGAAGAGAUUCUGAAUGUGUUGUCAACAGACGGACUCGAGGUACACGAGGAAAUAUUUGAAGUUUGUAACGGAAAAUUGAGAGUUGAAGAAACUUGAUUCGAUAAACAGAAUCAAGACUGAGGAUACCACAGAAGCCAUAGAAAGUGACGUUACUAAAACAUUGAGUUUCUUUGACUUUGGAGGACAGUGUGGGUACUACGCCUGUCACCAGAUUUACCUGACCAGGAGAGCUUUCUAUGUUGUGGUGGUGGACGCCUCUAAACACAUGGACCAAAUAGUAGAUAAGAGCAAAUGUGAUCAGGUGGACACUCUGUUCACUGACUAGACUUAUAAAGAUUAUUUUCAAUUCUGGCUGAAGUCAAUUCACACCUAUUGUUCUAAGCAAAAUGAAGAGAGAGAAAAUGUUGAUGUCAUGAUAGUAGUAACGCAUUGGGAAAACAGUAUCAAUAUGGACGAAAGAGCCUUUCUUGAAAUCCUUCAUAACGCAUUGCCAUCUCAUUCAAAUCUGGGGCAAUAUAUAAGAGAUGAGUCUUUGUUUUAUACACAAUUUCCAGUAGAACCAUUAAGAGAUAUCGAACAAUUUAUUGUGGACCUUGCAAUGUUGAGUAAAUGGAGCGAAAAAAUACCUUAUGAAUGGAAGUGUUUAAAUCAGGAGAUAUCGAGCAAACGGUCCAUUAAGCGUAUUUUGCCUUUUCCCGAUGUUUGCAGAAUAAUGCCUGUCAAAGAAUAUGACAAAAUUGAAAGCACAAAGGAUAUGUUACGAUACUACCAUGACGCUGGAAAAGUCCUUUAUUUCAAUGAGAAUGGGCUUAAUGAAUAUGUUAUUAUCUAUGUUCAGUGGUUUGUGGAUGCCUUUAAAAUCAUCAUCACAGAUGCAAAUCACGUGAAAGGGAUUGAUGCUUUUAAACUCGAAUGGGAUGAAUUUUACUCUACUGGCAAUAUGAAAUCUAAUAUACAAAGCCGAAUUUGGAAAAAAGAAGAUGAAAAAUUGUUAAAUCGAUUAAGGAUUGAAAACAAGGUACAAAUUGAAAAGGACGGUCCUCGAUUUCUAUCAUAUCAUAAAAACGUUCUGUUGUCAUAUAUGCAGAGGCUGGGUUUAAUAUCAGUUGGUGGAGGUUCUCAUUAUGUGCCUUGCAUGAACAAAAGGGGAUUGGUGACCAACAGAAGAGUAUUAUUAAAAACUCGGCUUUCCGGUCUUCUGUAUUGGUGUUUUUGUUUGACUUUCUACCCUACUUUCUUUUCUACAGGCUUGUUGUGAAAUUAAUGUCUUCCGAAAAAAUUGCUGUUCUUAAAAACAAUAACAUAAGUUGCUUGUACAAAAGUGCAGCUCUGUUUUGUUAUAAAAAUGUUAAUAUCACUGUAGCUGUAACAUCAACUACGAUUCAACUUCAAAUUUUUAAUCCG
This is a messenger RNA of Saccostrea cuccullata (small rock oyster), 1732 nucleotides long. RefSeq lists its product as uncharacterized. The transcript is spliced from 4 exons. The record is from RefSeq and is a predicted model, not a curated record. Bases 741 to 1586 code for a protein of 281 amino acids. NCBI's taxonomy places the organism in Eukaryota, Metazoa, Mollusca, Bivalvia, Ostreida, Ostreidae.